This is a messenger RNA of Punica granatum (pomegranate), 372 nucleotides long. The record is from RefSeq and is a predicted model, not a curated record. NCBI's taxonomy places the organism in Eukaryota, Viridiplantae, Streptophyta, Magnoliopsida, Myrtales, Lythraceae.
AUGUGGAAAAAGGGAACCAUCUGCGUGGUGGCCGAUGCGGCAGAGGUAACCGUAAAAAUAGUCCCUGACUAUCCCGGUAGCUCGAGCUUUGUUAUCCACUGUGAAUCAGGAGAUGAUGAUCUCGGGGGCCACAUUGUCGUGCAGGGGAGCUUGUACAGCUUCAAGUUCAGCCCCAAUGCAUGGGGGAUGACACUGUUCCAUUGCGCUGUGGAACGGGAGGGAAAAGGGCUCUCCUUCGAGAUGUACAACGAGAAUAGGGAUCUCAUCAGCAGGUGCGAAAAAAUAUGCCUGUGGAAGGUCAGGCCAGACGGCGUUGCAGGAUUCGCGGAGCAUUGGGACAACCCCGACUUAUACUUCCCUUGGACAAGAUGA